Molecule: messenger RNA, 1452 nt
Organism: Plutella xylostella (diamondback moth)
Lineage: Eukaryota; Metazoa; Arthropoda; Insecta; Lepidoptera; Plutellidae
Product: WD repeat-containing protein 1 l(2)09851
Biological process (GO): ribosome biogenesis
Cellular component (GO): nucleolus
Molecular function (GO): protein binding
Source: RefSeq, a predicted model, not a curated record
CUGUCAAAGUCAAAAUAUUCACUGCGCCGUCCCACGUGUUUGUAUUUCCUAAAAAUCUAAAGUUACGAAUUAUCCAGUAAUGUCUAAUGAAAACGAAGAUAUAAUGGAGGCCAGCUCGGCUGAAAGUGAAGACGACAGCAUGGACGAAGGCGAGGAGGGGGAAAACGAGGGUGGCGAAGAGGAGGCGCCCAAAACUUACCUUCCCGGUCAACCACUGAAAGAAGAUGAGCACCUGGUGUGUGACCAGUCGGCCUACGUGAUGCUGCACCAGGCGCAGACGGGCGCACCGUGCCUCAGCUUCGACAUCGUGGACGACAACCUCGGGCCCAACCGGGACGCGUUCCCGAUGACGGCGUACAUGGUCGCCGGCACCCAGGCCUCUAGCACACAUUUGAACAAUUUGAUAGUAAUAAAAAUGUCCAACCUGCAUUCCACAUCCAAACCGGAGAAUGAUGAGUCAGACUCAGAGGAUGAUGAUGAUGAUGAAGAAGAGGAUGAGGAAAAGAAGCCACAAAUGUCCUUUGCUUUUGUGAAACAUGCUGGCUGUGUCAACAGGAUUAGGGCUACAAACUACAAAAACUCAGUGCUAGCAGCGACCUGGUCGGAGCUUGGUCGAGUUGACAUCUGGAACAUCACCCAGCAGCUGCAAGCCGUGGACGAUCCCACAGUGCUGGAGCGGUACAACCUAGAUGUUGUCAAGAACCCAGUCAAGCCAAUAUACUCCUUUACGGGCCACCAGCAAGAAGGGUUUGGCAUGGCCUGGUGUCCUACUGAACCAGGAGUGCUAGCAACUGGAGACUGCAGAAGAGACAUCCACAUCUGGAGGCCAAAUGAGGCCGGCACCUGGGAUGUGGACCAGAGACCUCUGGUGGGCCACACAAGCUCCGUAGAAGACAUACAGUGGUCCCCAAAUGAAAGAAACGUGUUAGCAUCCUGUUCCGUAGACAAAACAAUCAGGAUAUGGGACACGCGCGCGGCGCCGCAGAAGGCGUGCAUGCUCACUGCGGAGAAUGCACACCAGAGCGACAUCAACGUCAUAUCGUGGAAUAACAAGGAACCUUUCAUAGCUAGUGGCGGCGACGACGGCUUCCUCCACAUCUGGGACCUGCGUCAGUUCACCACCAGCACUCCUGUAGGCACAUUCAAGCACCACACGGCGCCCGUCACCUCGGUGGAGUGGCACUGGACGGAGCCGAGCGUGCUCGCGUCUACUGGUGAAGACCACCAGGUGGCGCUGUGGGACCUCGCGGUCGAGAGGGACGAGGAGGAGGAGGUGGAUGAGGAGUUGAAGAAUUUACCUCCACAACUGCUAUUCAUACAUCAAGGACAGACGGACAUCAAGGAACUGCACUGGCACAAACAACUACCCGGGGUCAUCAUUAGCACAGCACAUUCUGGAUUUAAUAUAUUUAAAACAAUAAGCGUAUAGAAUAAAAAACACUAAAUAUAAAA